CAUGAAUUAACACUUGAUCAGCACCCCAUCGAGUCGAUUUCGUCAGUGGCCACACCAAACUCUGCGCAAAACUUCCCUGAGCGCCGCAGUGAUCGACAGUACUUGCUAGUUUGAACUGACGUCGAGGACCUUUUCUUAUUUGAAAACCAUGGCGGUUGGAUUAUUGUCGCUUCCUAUAGAGCUGAUAUGUCACAUUCUACUCAUCCUUACCCCUGGGGACCUUUGUCAUUGUAUAACUACCUGCAAAAUCGUCUGGGAUGCAGCCCAAAAUUCGGUUCACAUUCAAUAUAAGCUUGAGCUUUAUGCCCAAGGCUUCAACGAGACUGGUGCCACCACCCCAGACUCGAUCGGCGUUUCGACAAAGAUGUGUUCACUCAAGAGAUUGGGAUCAUCGUGGCGGUCUGAUUUUCAUACCAAUACCGUUUUCGAAGAUAGAGUGGUUUGUUCAGACGAACUACAACUCCAAGGGAUACAGUCCGCGAAAUGUGGGAUUUGGUGGAUGGCACGAUGGGAACGGGAAUGGGAACAGGCAAAUCUCCGGGUCUUGAUUCGGGAAUGCAAGGCAAAUACCACACACUCCAAUAUUACGUUGCGCGGCUUGGUCUCGCAGCACCAUCACUGGCGGCCGAGGUCAAUUGUCAUUGACCCACUGCAGAAUCUUGUAGUCGCAAUUUCAUCGGCUGCUCGCAUCGAUAUGCCCAAUACCGAGCUAGCUCUCCAUGCCUUUACUGUGGAUGUGUGGUUGGCUUCGUCCCAGCUUCCGCAUCCGGACUCUGCGCGCACUUCCUUCGAGUGCAUGCAUACUUGUGAUGCAUAUUCUUCUUACAGUGUUUAUUUUGUGGGUAUGCCCGCGGUCUGCGGGGAUCAUGUAGUUAUCCUCUAUUAUGUGGUCAAUCUAGAUUUCCGAGUCGAUGGUACAGACGCAGCGUCCAACAUGUUUAUACAAGUCAUAGCUUGGAGGAAAGGACAUAUCAAGAGAUAUCCUUUAUGUGAACGAGGCGGGCAAGGAGUAACUUUCCAUCUAGUUGAUGAACGAACUGUCGUUGUCGUCUCGGAAGGGCGGAUGACCGUGUACACAUUACAAGGACCUGGUGACUCAAUCCAGCGCCGAAUCGCGUAUCUCCUUCCGAAUCUGAAACCUGGUUUUGGUCCAUCCCGGCGCGCCUCACCAUACUAUGUUGCUUAUGCCACCCCAUCAUUCCACAGUGCAGUAGCUCACCCAGGCCUUAUGCCCAGCUACGUGCCCUCUCCGGAGUCACAAAUCAUGGUUUUAGAAAUUCUCCCUCGCUCAUGGCCUGUGAUCAUGGUCAUCGAUAUGGCCGUCUUCUCAGAAAAGGCCGCACGAUCAGAGAAUCCUGUCGAGGUUCCGUGGGCAGACUGGGGGCCCAAGUACACAUGGUGUUUUCCGCAUCACCCAAGCCACCGAAUCAGUGUGUUCGGUAGCAAAAUGGCAUAUGCUCUUCCUCGAGAUCGUACUCCUGAACCUGGUCAAAGAGUGGAAGCACUCUCCUCCGAUCACUUCUACGUACACAUAUGGGACUUCAAUAAACGUUUCAUUGCUCGUUCGCAAAAUACCCACGACCCUGACUCACCAGACGUCGUGAUUUGCAAGCCUGGUCGGUUUCCUCAGUCGUGCUUUGAUGAAGACUUGACCUCGAACCAUCCUUACACUGCUUCCGUCUGCCCCGAGCCCUUUUCGAUGCAUCGCUUUGACAGGUUUUUCUUGGAGCAAGAUCGGCUCACUUUAAUAUGGUUAUCUGCUAUCGUGGUUGAUAUUCGGGUCAUUUCCCCUGUUCCAAUGGAGGUUCUCUUGGACCCAGAAAUGCAUUAAAUGGAGAAAAGGUGCUGUAAUACAGCAGAAACGUUUCAAAGCUCUCCGAGGACAAACUGACGUUGCCAUUUCGGAAAGUCACGCGAAUGCUUACCUUGACAUGGGCUCAACCUGACUCAUUCAUAUUCAGCCUGUAGAGAUGAAGAUUGGCUCGGACCUCGAUAGAGGACUGCGCAAAUUGCAUGUGAUGUAGUAUGAAGUAUUGCAUUGCGAUUGAGAGGUUAGGCUUCCCUUUAUGAUCUCGGUGUAGGCAUUCUGGCGAAGCAUUACUUUGAAAACUCCAUGCCGCUCCCGUUAGCAAUGCCCCUAUGUCAAAUAUAAUAAGCUUCAUUCAUGUUGCAAUGGAAAGAUACUUGAGAU
Messenger RNA from Suillus clintonianus, 2191 nucleotides. RefSeq lists its product as uncharacterized. NCBI's taxonomy places the organism in Eukaryota, Fungi, Basidiomycota, Agaricomycetes, Boletales, Suillaceae. Gene Ontology annotation, molecular function: protein binding. Bases 149 to 1831 code for a protein of 560 amino acids. The record is from RefSeq and is a predicted model, not a curated record. The transcript has 5 exons.